This is a messenger RNA of Polyodon spathula (Mississippi paddlefish), 3855 nucleotides long. It is a transcript of the gene zhx3, whose product is annotated as zinc fingers and homeoboxes 3. Gene Ontology annotation, molecular function: DNA-binding transcription factor activity, RNA polymerase II-specific; DNA binding. The record is from RefSeq and is a predicted model, not a curated record. Gene Ontology annotation, biological process: regulation of transcription by RNA polymerase II. Gene Ontology annotation, cellular component: nucleus. The transcript is spliced from 5 exons. Bases 382 to 3246 code for a protein of 954 amino acids. Lineage: Eukaryota; Metazoa; Chordata; Actinopteri; Acipenseriformes; Polyodontidae.
AUCUAUCUAUCUAUUUUCAUUUCCAUUUUUCAUGAAAUUGGUUCCACCCGCAGCAGUUGCAAGAUGGGGUCACCACAAAUGGAUGAAAAUAGAAGAAUAACGAUAGGCUGAGUUUGAACUGUAAUGGAUUCAAUUAUGUGGUAUGAUUACAACCACAAUUACACAGGAGUUAAAGUAGCUGAUCCUCCACGCGACACAGCAGAUCAGUAGGUAAUCGCAGUCAUCCUCUUGCCUUUUCUAACCUAGCAGAUGAGGUCCGGGAGGUCAUGAGCCAGCGUUCAGCCUGCUGUAGGGCGUGCCCAAGGCACUGAGAAACCAGACCCUGCCCCGCUUGCUUGUAACGCACUGCUGUGCAGCACUGUCCUUGUAUCAGCAGCAGCCAUGGCGAGCAAAAGGAAAUCCACCACGCCAUGCAUGAUUCCACUCAAAACCAUGAACCUGCACGAGGACCAAGAGGCAGAUGCUGAGGAACCGAAAAGCAGACCCCGGUCUGCACUGGACCUCUUCCUUCCUGGAGACGAGGGGGGCCUGGACACCCAGGAUGGCGGUGAGUCAUCUGGAGAGGGGAGCGAACUGCACAGAGGAGAGGGCACCUUCACAUGCCAGCCCUGUUACUUUGACUCCCAAGAUCUCAAUCUCUUCCUGGAUCACAUGUACUCCCAGCACCCUGACUUCCGAGCAGAGCCCAGCUUCUCGUGUCUGGAUUGCAGAUUGUCUACCAAGAGCUAUGAAAGCCUGGCCUUGCACAAUGCCCGGGUGCACUCCAACCUGGGAGCAAGGGGCGGUUUCUCAGAAGGGAUGGCCUGGCAGGUGGGCAGGAAAGUCGGGCGGACGGUUGUGGAGCAGAGCCUGGUAACAACUGACGGCUUGGAGGGAGGGAGGGAGUCGGAGAUAUCGAUCACUAAGACUCCAAUCAUGAAGAUGCUAAAAGGGAAGUCAGAAUCUAAGAGGAUCUUGGUAUCCCAUUCAGGAGAUGAGCCUGAUGCCAGCAGCCGCAGCAGUGAACCUGAGAAGAAGGAAAUUGUGGUAACAACAGCAGCGACAACGGUUGUUCCUAAUGGAGCUGCCUCUAAGGUUUCCCAUCCAACAAUGGUGCACAUAGUCAACAGUUCAAGUACAAUACCAGUCUUGAAGACAGCCAUCACACAAGUAGUAUCUGUUCUCCAGAACCGGAGCCUUCAGCAGCAGGCACCUACGGUGCCAAAGUCUUCAAGUCACCUCCCCAAAGUUAUGAUCCCACUGAGUAGCAUUCCUACUUACAACGCCGCAAUGGAUACCAACUGUUUCCUCAAGACCUCCUUCAGUAAGUUUUCCUACCCCACAAAGGCCGAGCUUUGCUACUUGACUGUGGUCACCAAGUACCGAGAGGAGCAAAUCAAGAUCUGGUUCACAGCCCAGAGGCUUAAGCAAGGCAUCAGCUGGUCACCAGAGGAAAUCGAGGAUGCCCGCAGGAAGAUGUUCAGCACCAUCAUUCAGUCGCCCCCCCGACAGUCCCAGCAGCAGCAGCAGACCAUCACUGUUUUGCCCGCUUCUCUGGGCUCCAAUGGCAUGCACCACAUCCUCCAGGGCAGCUUGCUGGGGCAAACAGGGGUGAUUGUCACUCAGCCUGUGAUGGCAAAUGGCAUCCAGGUCAGCAGAUCUCCCAUGGCCCUGGCCGUCACCCCAAAGCCUCAGGUGGCGACCAGACCUCAAAUGGCAGUCAGGCCUACUGCCGCCCUUGUGGCUGAUAAAGGAGCAGCCAUGAUUGUUAGUACCCCCAGCAGCAGCAGCAGCAGCAUCAACAGCAGCGGUAGCAGCAGCAGCAUCAAAGUGGUGGGAUCAUUGCCUCCCGUUGUGAAUGUCACCCCCAGCACCCGUACCCUCCCCAGCAGCAUUCUGGACCCCAGCUUCUACAAGAACAAGAAAUCACAGGAGCAGCUGACAGCCCUCAAGCAGAGCUUCUUCCGCAACCAGUUCCCCCAGCAGGAAGAGGUGGAGCGGCUCACCAGAAUCACAGGGCUGUCCACCCGCGAGGUGCGCAAGUGGUUCAGUGACCGACGCUACCAUUACCGGAAUCUGAAGGGCACACGUUCCUUCAUGGGGAGUGUGAUCAGCGGGGGUGUUGGAGGAGCCUCCCUACUAGACAGUGUGGAUAGCUCACCCUCUUUAGCAAGCCACUCUCCUUCUCAGCAGCAUCACCACAACACCCACCACCACCAGAAGCAGCAGCAGCAAGCACCAUCCACUCCUUCCCGACGGGCAACCUGGCACCAGACCCCAGAUUUUACAGCCAUCCGCUACAAGGAACGGGACCCGCAGCAGGUGCGUGCCCUGGAAGCCAGCUUCAUUGCAAACCAUGAACCCUCUGGGGAUGAAGUGGACAGGCUACGUGUCGAGACUAAGAUGACCCGCCGGGAGAUCGAUGGCUGGUUCUCAGAGCGCCGGAAGAAAGCUGCUGCUGAUAAGGAGAAGCAAGAGAAGGAGGAGGAUGAGGACUACGGAGAGGAGGAGUUCUCGGGAGAAAAGGCAAGAGCUCAGAGACGAGAGGGAGAUGACUGGCAGAAGGAGUCGUCUGCAACCGAGCUCAAGGUCAGCCCCAUCAAGAUCAACCUAAAGAUGCUGAAGGUGACAGAGUCCGUCAACGGCAAGCAUGGCCCUCACAACACGGAGGUAAGCCCACCUGCACAAACAGAGAGCCCCAAGGUAUCCCCAGGCAUGUCUUCCCGCAGUAAGAAGACCCCAGAGCAGCUCCAUGUACUCAAGCAGCUGUUUGCCCGCACACAGUGGCCCUCCAAUGUCCAGUAUGACCAGCUAUCUUCCCAGACCAGCCUCCUUCGGUCGGAGGUGGUUCGCUGGUUUGGGGACAGUCGCUAUGUCUUCAAGAAUGGGCAACUGAGGUGGUUAGAAGAGUAUCAGCGACUAACUGAUGAGCAGGAGAAGGGGGACAUAGGAGUGCUGGAGGACCACCAGACCAUCCCUAAGACACUGCAGGAGAAGGAGCUAGUGGAAACGAGCAGGCUUAAAGAAGAGGUCCAGGGAUGGUCCUCCAAGCACACUACUGAAGAGGGGGAAACCAAAGGAAGUGUCGAGGAGACUGCAGAUGGAAAGGGGGUCCAGAAGCUGAGGGAUGUGGACGAGAGGUCAGAGAACUCUGAGAACAGUGGAGGUGGCUGUGAGUCGGAGAUCUCAAAGGAAGACAGAACAUCACAGGAACCUGAACUGUCAUAUUCUCUGAACUCGGCUGCAAUCAAGUUAGAAGCAGACUGACAAUCAGGUACACAGAGUGGUGGUUUAACAACAAUAAGACUGGGAUUGUAGGACUGGACUGCAUGUGACCGCUAUGGAAUUGGAGAGAGAACUGGACUGUGCCUUAGGAGGGGCACUGUAAGCCCCCAGCAGUGCCAGAGGGACCAGGACAGGGCGCCAACUAGGCCGGCAGAAUGAACCAGAUUGCUGCCUGUUCAUUUAGUCAGGGUGAGAGGGACAGGCAUUCCCUGACUGCAUCUGGAGAUAAAUAAAAAGGAACAAAACUGUUGUAAGGUUAAUCAAGCCUGUCUUAAAAGAAAAGAUAAACAUCUUUCCGCAGAAUUUGCAAAAUGUGGAUUGACUGACCGACCGUUUUAUUUAGUUUUUGGUUUUUUUUAAUGUUUUUUAAUGAUGGGGUGAGGGGAGUUAUGCAUUGAUCACUUUUAAAUGUAUCACACAGAGGAUUUCAAGAAAGUGGACUGGGAGAUUUGAUUUCCCAGAUCUGACGUAACAUUGGAUUUUGGCAAUCAUUUUGACCAUUUUUACAUUUUACUAAUCCUCAUCUUAAUAACAAAAGACGAAGAAACUGUUUCCAAUAGAGACGUGGAAAAUAAACAGAGGUACAUACCA